This is a messenger RNA of Haliotis rufescens (red abalone), 1908 nucleotides long. RefSeq lists its product as uncharacterized. Bases 93 to 1769 code for a protein of 558 amino acids. Gene Ontology annotation, molecular function: protein binding. Lineage: Eukaryota; Metazoa; Mollusca; Gastropoda; Lepetellida; Haliotidae. The record is from RefSeq and is a predicted model, not a curated record. The transcript has 5 exons. Gene Ontology annotation, cellular component: plasma membrane.
GCUACCUUUGUGUCAAAGAUGGCGUCGAUCCUUCCAAGCAGAAAUAUUGAUGAAUUUAGGAAUUAUUUAGCGUGAAAGAAAAUGGUUGGAGGAUGAAAGUCAUCAUCAUCCUAAUUCUUGCCAUUGCAGACGUCCAAUGGGGGCUGUCCGAACAAUACCCUGCCCUCGAUGUGGAAAGCCCCAUAACUGUGCAAGAGGGUAGGGAGAAAAAACUGCCAUGCAGGAUACGGAAUCCUCGCAACUGUUCCUCCAUGUACAAACGGUUUUACUGGGAGGCCCACGAGAAGCGCUUCCUGCAGCAGAAGAUCAUCAACAAUGGCUGCAUCGUGGAGCUGACCAUCAAAUCCACAUCCUCCGAUGCUGGGCAAUACAGCUGCAUCCUCAUAGCUCAGGACAGCUAUGAGGUCAAGGAAAAACUGAAUAUAUUUAUUUCUCCUAAAGGCCGGCAAGGAGUGAAGUGUUCAGUCCCCAUGUUCAAGUGUGUGCCACAAGGUCACUGCAUCUUCCAGAGGUACCGCUGUGAUGGCUACAACGACUGCCCCGAUGGCUCCGAUGAAACCAACUGUGAGAAAGACAAGUGUGCUGACAAGUUUGUAUGUGACAAUCAACGAUGUAUCAACAAAGACUUGCAGUGCAAUGAACAGAAUGACUGUGGGGACAACUCAGACGAGGACAAGCGAUGCCAGGAGGAUCGCACACCAGCAUUUCCAGAAGACGACCAUUUUGAUUGGCUCAAGACUACUGUCUACACAGUGAUUGGCUGCACAGUAGCUGUUGUCAUCUUUAUAUCUUUGAUUGUGAUUGUAGUAUUCCGUGUAAAAAUGAAAAGACUACGAGCACGACGAAUCGCUCGUGCAAUAGAGCGCCAUCGUCAGCACCAAGGCAGCACCGGCCAGUGUAGAAACCAGGAACAAGACCCGUUCCUGGCUAUAGGAUCAAACUCUCAUUACGGCAAUAUCAUAGUGAAUGUGAACAAUGGCGUCCAAUAUGUGCCAACUGGGGACUUUGCUUCCUUUGUGGAUUCCCCGCCCCCAUACCAUGAAGUGGUUGCCUUGGAACGAGACAGCUCCCCCCCACCCCCUUAUAGUACAAUAGACCGCACCCCCAGGCAGAAGGCGGGGACAAGUGCCACCCCUGAGGAUCGCACCAACCCUAGUGGUAGUGAUGUGCGUGAAACAGCCCCCCAGUCUUCUGAUAUGUCAAGUAUACAAGAAGACAUUUCAGUUUUAGUUGAUGCUUUGACUUCUGAAACUACAGAAGAAUCUCGGAACAGUAGAAGUGACGUUAACCCUCCCGUGUACCCCGGUAGUGCCUGGGGCGUGGCGGCUGGUCAAGGGCUCGCUGCUGCAUCCUCUACCCCCUCCCAUUCUCACCCCAGCAGCAAUAGAGAGUCAGUUCAUGAUAGCAGUAGAGACGCUAACCCAUCAACCUCGGAUACAGUGUCCCGCUCGCGUCAAUCGUUAGCGUCGAACACUGGCUCGACGUCCCUUCCCCGGCCAGCGCGACUGGCCGUUCAAGGUGGAAAAAUUGUGUUAAGUGCCGAAGAUUUGGAACCCGCAGGCUCAAGUAACCAGCUCAACACGUCUCAGGAUGACACACGACCUCGACAGUGUCACCUGGAGGUCAAGGAAGGUCAGAUAGUGCUUACUGAUGUGACUCGUAGUGACCUUGGAGUCCAGUCACCUCUCAACACGGACGGUGUGAUGAGAGGCACAGGGGAGCUGGAAGUGCGUGAUGGACAAAUUAUUUUCAGGCCAAAAGAAACAUGAACAAACAUAUACCGUACUCGACGUAAUAAGCGCCCCGCUCUAAUAAGCGCCCAUGGUGAUAUUUGCUAAUAUAUUGGCUAGUGAACUAUCCCAAUUAGCACCCCUUCCGAUUGAUCAAUGUACACAAGAUUUAUUUAUU